AUGGCAACCUGCACAGAGAAAUAUUCUCCAACCCCGACCGAAGUCUUCCAAGACCAUAUCGCGUCAAAUGAAAGUGACACCGCGACUCUCUCUUGGGAUGACGAUAAUGAUCCCGAAAACCCCUACAACUGGUCAGUGGGACGGAAAUGGACCCUGACAUGCCUCGCUGCUUUCACUACCUUCCUGGCGAUGAUGAACGGAACCAUCAUUACUGUGGCGCACUUCGAGAUCUCAGAACACUUCCAUGUCAACGAGGAUGCAUUUCCUAAUUCUUACUGGCCGGUAACAACAUGGGCUACCGGCGGUGCAUGCUCAGCUUUAUUCAUUCUUCCCCUAGCAGAGGAUUUCGGGACGAGGCCUAUCUUCCUCACAACAUAUCUAUUAUUUAUUUGCUUCCUGGUGCCUCAAGCCGUUGCUCAUAACUUCGCAACAUUAGUGGUCACCCGCUUUUUCGCCGGCGGCUGUGUCGCUAUCCUGGCCAAUACCGCCGCCGGUGUUGUCGGAAAUCUAUGGAGCACUGAGUGGUCCAGGUCCAUCCCAGUCAGUCUAUAUAUUCUCGGUUAUAUGAGCGGCAGCAGUACAGGCCCCGUGAUUGGCGCCGCGAUAUUCCACUCUUUAGGCUGGAGGUGGAUUAGCUAUAUGCAGCUCAUUUGGUUCGGGGCUCUCUUUCCAAUCUAUUACUUCUUCCUUCAUGAGUCGCGUGGCAGCGCGAUUCUUGCACGACGAGCACGACGUAAUCGCAAGAAUGGCGACGAGACCAGCGGUUAUGCAGGGAGCGGGGAUGUUUCCUCUCGUUUGAACCUGCAUAGUCUUGUAGUCAGCGCGACAAGACCGGUGAUUUUAUUUUCUACGGAGCCGGUUCUCUUCGUGUCGACCCUUUGGUCCGCUUUCACAGUGGGGACUCUUUUCCUCUUUACCCAGUCCGUUGAGCAGGUGUUCAUGGGCCUAUAUAACUGGGACGUUUCACAAACCGGUUAUGUUCAAUGCGCCAUCGUCAUCGGAGAAUGUCUAGGCUGGCUAGUGAACUUCCUUUCUCGGAAGCUCUAUUUCGCGUCUGCUUCCAGAAAUACCGAGGUGCCGGGAACUCCAAUCCCAGAGGCGAGGCUAUACAUGGCUGUGGUGGGAGGGGUUCUCGGUCUCUCGGGCGGUAUGUUCAUCUAUGCUUGGACUUCAUAUUCGAGUCUUCCAUGGAUUGCACCUACUGUUGGCUUGGCCUUGGUAGGUGCUGGCAGUGUUUGUGUCGUGACUGGAGUAUCAGACUAUGUGGUCGACUCUUACAGUCAGUUUUCAGGAAGUGCCAUGGGUGCUGUUGCUGCGGGAGAGAAUGUCUUCUCUGCUUUCUUGCCCCUCGCAACGAUGAGCAUGUACCGGGUGCUAGGAUAUCAGUGGGCUAGUACGCUACUUGCCUUUAUUUGCUUGGUGUUGUCGCUUAUACCUACAUUAAUGUUUGUCUGGGGGAAGGAGGUACGUGCACGGAGUGCUUUUAUGAAUGAGAUGGCGAAUGAUGCAACGAAGAAACGGUCAGAGGUUGUUUAA
This is a messenger RNA of Aspergillus niger, 1536 nucleotides long. RefSeq lists its product as uncharacterized. Gene Ontology annotation, molecular function: transmembrane transporter activity. The transcript has a single exon. The record is from RefSeq and is a predicted model, not a curated record. NCBI's taxonomy places the organism in Eukaryota, Fungi, Ascomycota, Eurotiomycetes, Eurotiales, Aspergillaceae. Bases 1 to 1536 code for a protein of 511 amino acids. Gene Ontology annotation, biological process: transmembrane transport.